AUGUCAACAACGCAGUCCAAUCUUCUUACAGCGGCUUUCUUGAGUACAGAGGAAUGGCAUCGCUUGAUCGGCGAGUCUAAAGAAGACCUUGCAAAGCUUGUUACAUACGAAACUGGAAAGCCUCUCGCCGAAGCACGAGGAGAAAUCGACUAUUCUCUGGGCUUCGCUUGGUGGUUUGCUGGUGAAGCUGAACGGAUUCAGGGCACAACUGGGGCGUCCAGCUGUGCAGAAAGAAGAGUGCUUACAAUCAAGCAACCUAUUGGUGUGGUUGUCGCUCUAGUCCCAUGGAACUUCCCUAUUGCCAUGAUCAUGAGGAAGGCUAGCGCAGCCUUUGCUGCCGGGUGCUCUAUGAUUGUCAAACCGUCACCCAAAACGCCUCUAUCUUGCCUGGCCCUAGCAGAUCUAGCCACCAGAGCUGGUUUUCCAGCGGGCACAUUCAACGUCCUAACGACCUCUUUGGAGAAUACUCCUAGCCUUUCCGAAGCUUUAUGCACUCAUCCUUUAGUCGCUAAGGUGACAUUCACAGGCAGCACUAGGGUGGGAAAAAUUGUUUCUGGUCUUUGUGCUCAGGGUCUUAAAAAGUGCACACUGGAGCUUGGUGGAAACUGUCCCGUUAUUGUCUUUGAUGAUGCUGAUUUCGGCCAAGCCAUCAACCAGAUCAUGGCAUUGAAGUGGAGGAAUGCGGGCCAAGCAUGUAUUACGGCAAAUCGAGUUUAUGUUCAAGCCGGCAUCUAUGAGAAAUUCGCCACUGCCUUCUCCGUGAAGACCAGCAAGUUCAGGACCGGUCACGGCGCUGAUCCGGCCAACAACUUUGGGGCUGUCACUACGCUUGCUGGUCUUGAAAAGGCUGCAUCACCCGUCAAGAACGUUCUCGAAAACGGGGCUAAGCUCAGAAACGGAUCAGGAAGACCUCUUGUGCUGUCUUCCUCAAAACCCAGGCUGGUGUCGUUGGCCCACUUGACGUCCUGUUCCUCUGUUUCAAACUUGAAGAGGCCGCCGACGGGACCAAAUGUUUCCUCUUUGGCCAUCUGCAUAUCUUGUGUCAUUCCAGUAAGAACCACUGGCUCCAUGAACUGGCUGGUGUUUCUUGCAAGCUAUGUGUUUACCAGGAACUCAGACCAUUUGUGGAGGUUGUUCGAGAAUCUGGAGGCAGGCAUGAUUGGCUUAAAUACAGGAAAUGGCUCUGCGGCAGAAAGUCCCUUCGGAGGCAUCAAGCAGUCUGGCUACGGAAAGGAAAGCGGCAAAGAUGUUGCUGUGGCAGAGUAUCUUGUUGAGAAAACUGGGACUUUGACAGUCAUGUGA
Messenger RNA from Fusarium musae, 1302 nucleotides. RefSeq lists its product as uncharacterized. The transcript is spliced from 3 exons. Gene Ontology annotation, molecular function: succinate-semialdehyde dehydrogenase (NAD+) activity. Bases 1 to 1302 code for a protein of 433 amino acids. The record is from RefSeq and is a predicted model, not a curated record. NCBI's taxonomy places the organism in Eukaryota, Fungi, Ascomycota, Sordariomycetes, Hypocreales, Nectriaceae.